Molecule: messenger RNA, 1181 nt
Organism: Urocitellus parryii (Arctic ground squirrel)
Lineage: Eukaryota; Metazoa; Chordata; Mammalia; Rodentia; Sciuridae
Gene: Ric3
Product: RIC3 acetylcholine receptor chaperone
Biological process (GO): synaptic transmission, cholinergic; protein localization to cell surface
Cellular component (GO): intracellular membrane-bounded organelle; neuronal cell body; neuron projection
Source: RefSeq, a predicted model, not a curated record
AGCAGCCAUGGCGUACUCCACAGUGCAGAGAGUGGCCCUGGCCUCGGGGCUCAUCCUGGCUGUGUCUCUGCUGCUGCCCAAGGCCUUCCUGUCUCGCGGAAAGCGGCAGGAGCCGCCGCCAGCUCCCGAAGGAAAAUUGGGCCGAUUUCCACCUGUAAUGCAUCAUCACCCUGYACCCUCAGAUGGCCCAACCCCUGGGGCUCGUUUCCAGAGGUCUCACCUUGCAGAGGCAUUUGCAAAAGCCAAAGGAUCAAGUGGAGGUACUGGAGGAAGUAGUGGAAGAGGCCUGAUGGGGCAGAUUAUUCCAAUCUAUGGCUUUGGGAUUUUUUUAUAUAUACUGUACAUUCUAUUUAAGCUCUCAAAGGGGAAAACUGCAGAGGAUCGGAAAUGCUCUAGUGUCACACCUGGAAACACCCACAGGAAAAUUACUAAUUUUGAGCUUGUACAACUUCAAGAAAAACUGAAGGAGACAGAGGAAGCCAUGGAAAAAUUAAUCAACAGAGUGGGACCUAAUGGGGAGAGAGUACAGUCUGUGACUUCUGACCAAGAGAAACGAUUGCUGCAUCAGCUCCGAGAAAUUACCAGGGUCAUGAAAGAAGGAAAGUUUAUUGACAGACCCACUCCAGAGAAAGAAGCUGAGGAAGCCCCUUACAUGGAGGACUGGGAAGGUUACCCAGAAGAAACUUAUCCAAUUUAUGACCUUUCAGACUGUAUCAAACGUAGACAAGAAACAAUCCUGGUGGAUUACCCUGAUCCAAAAGAGCCCUCUGCUGAAGAAAUAGCUGAAAGAAUGGAAGUGAUGGAAGAGGAAGAAUCAGACCACUUGGGUUGGGAAGGUCUGCCCACUGACCCAAGAGCCCAGGAGGAUAAUUCUGUUAUCUUGUGUGACCCAAAGCCAGAAACAUGCUCCUGCUGUUUUCAUGAAGAAGAUCCUGCUGUCUUGGCAGAGAAUGCUGGAUUCAGUGCAGAUAGCUACAGUGAGCAAGAGGAAGCCUCCAAAGAGGACUCUCCUGAAGACUUUAGAGAUGAAGGGUUGGGCAUCGAUGCUGAUAAAACAUUUACAAGUGGCGUGUUGAGGAAACGUAACCCCCAGGGUUUAGAGUGAAAGCAGCCAGUUUGGUGAAGUAUCCAUUACUUUAGUCCCAAGGUGACCUUUCUCUUCUCUCUGAUUUCAUCCUUGG